Fraxinus pennsylvanica is the source of this 1539-nucleotide messenger RNA. NCBI's taxonomy places the organism in Eukaryota, Viridiplantae, Streptophyta, Magnoliopsida, Lamiales, Oleaceae. The record is from the annotation of a GenBank genome assembly.
AUGGACAUCAUGGCUCAUGUAUAUAUGGAUAGCCAAAGCAGCUUGAUGACUGAUGGCGCCGAUGUACUGGAUUAUCCCUUUGGUAGUGAUGCAAGCAUAUUUACCCAGAUGAAGAUCAAGCGCUCUGAUUUCCCUUCAGAUUUUAUCUUUGGUUCUGGAGUAUCUGCUUAUCAGGUUGAAGGUGCUUGGGCAGCAGGUGGUAAAGGCUUGAGCAACUGGGAUGUCUUCACACAGAGAGCACCUGGUUAUAUUGAAAAUGGAAGUAAUGGGUGUGUUGCUAUUGAUCAAUAUAAUUUAUGGAAGGAAGAUGUAGCUUUGUUAAAAAAAGUGGGCUUCAAUUCUUACAGAUUUUCAAUUUCAUGGACUAGAGUACUCCCAGGAGGAAGAUUAUCCGCGGGAAUAAAUAGAGACGGAAUUAAGUACUACAAUGAUCUCAUAGAUUUGCUCGUGGCCGAAGGCAUUAAACCAUGUGCAACUAUCUUUCACUGGGAUACUCCACAAUGUUUGGAAGAUCAGUAUGGUGGAUUUCUAAGUCCUCGAAUAGUGAGAGAUUACUGUGAAUUUGCUGAGCUUUGCUUUUGGGAAUUUGGUGACCGGGUGAAACAUUGGGUCACAUUGAAUGAGCCGUGGUCCUAUACUGUUCAAGGAUAUGUGUUGGGCACUUGGCCACCCGCUCGAGCAGCAGUUGAUAUAUACAGACAAAGAUAUCAGGCACAUCAAGGAGGCAAGAUAGGAAUGACAAAUGUUUCACAGUGGUUUGAACCACUUACAGACACCAAAGAAGAUAUAGACGCUGCUUCAAGGGCCAUUGAUUUUAUGUUCGGAUGGUUUGUAGCACCAAUAGUAACCGGUGAUUAUCCACCAGCUAUGAGGGAAAAUGUGGGCACACGUCUUCCCCAAUUUAAGAAAUAUCAAAUUAAGUUGGUGAAAGGAUCCUAUGACUUUCUAGGCGUAAAUUAUUACACUGCUAAUUACGCUACCAGUGCGCCACCUCCGUCUCCUGGUGCUCAACCAAGUUACGAAACUGAUCAACAAGUGACAUUAUCAGGUGAUCGUGAUGGGAUACCUAUUGGUCCACAGGCCGGUUCAGAUUGGCUAUACAUUGUUCCAAUUGGGAUUUACAAGCUGUUGACUUAUAUAAAGGAAAAAUAUGACAAUCCCAGCAUUUAUAUUACUGAGAAUGGGGUGGAUGAAGUUAACAAUACAGCCCUAACAGUUUCAGAAGCUCGGUUUGAUGAGAAGAGGAUUACAUAUCAUCAAGAACAUCUCUACUAUAUUAAGCUAGCAAUGGAAGAAGGUGUAGAUGUGAAGGCUUACUAUAUAUGGGCAAUGUUCGACAAUUUUGAAUGGAGCUCAGCAUACACCGUCAGAUUUGGCAUUUUUUAUGUGGAUUUUGUGAAUGGACGGUUGUCAAGAAUCCCGAAAAUGUCUGCUAUAUGGUUUAUGAAUUUAUUGGACGAGAAGCCUAAUUUGUUGAAGAUACAAGCUCAAGCAAAUGAAGGAGAAAAUGCUUCUGUGAAAAGGCUAAGAAGCAGAUAA